Molecule: messenger RNA, 456 nt
Organism: Seminavis robusta
Lineage: Eukaryota; Bacillariophyta; Bacillariophyceae; Naviculales; Naviculaceae
Source: the annotation of a GenBank genome assembly
AUGGUUGGCUUGUUUGAAGAUUGCAACCUCUGUGCUUUGCACGCAAAGAGAGUUACAAUUUUUACCUCUGACUUGAGGCUAGCACUACAGAUCCGCGGUGAUUGGGCCAAGUGGACAUCCAAGCUCAAGAAGGUACUAAACGCUGCAAGCAGUAGGAAUGCUAGGGUUGCAGCUGAGAAAGCUGCAAAUGCUGCAAGGAAAGCAGGCAUGAAAGCUGCCGCUGCUAGAGCCACGGAGAAAGCCCGCAGCAGGGCCAGGGCCACAGAGGAAGAGGAACAUGCUGCUAGGGCCAGGGCCCAAGAGGAAGAGGAAGCCCAGGAGGAAGAGGAACAGGCCAAGGCAGCAGAGGCUGAAAAAAAGAGAGCUGAGGAGGAGGAAAUGGAACUUGAAAGGAAAAGUGCCGCCCGUAUGGAAAGGCUGGAGGCUUUGGAAAGGUCUAAAGCAAAGAAAGUUUAA